CGCACGGAGGGGAGAGGGGACGGGUAGAACGGGCCGCGCGGCACUUGCGCGGUUGCCGCAUCACGGGAGCAUCACCGCGCGAUGCUCGUUCAUGUGGAGGGCUCGGCCACCGCCUUCCGCUCGUCCGCCGGAGAAUCGAAGAGACGAAUUUUUUAAAAAAUAACCUGCGUUCGCCCGCCAUGGACCAAGCUCUCCGCCGCGUUGCCGUGUUAACACCGUAAUUAUUCAACAUUCAAAUAUGAAUCAUGUAUCUGAUAUUUCUUCCCAAUUUGCUCGCAAGCAUCCUGGCUUCCUGGCUCAGCCCGGUUGGUUUAACGUCGACUGUUCCCACGGCGGCGGGCAAUGAGUCCGCGAGCGACGCGGUCACGGCUGCGGCGUCCGGGGGCGACAGCGCGCCGCCGCCGCCGCCGCCGCCGCAGCACGAGAUCACCUACCCGUCCAGGCUCAUCUACUACCUGAACGAGGAUUCGGAAAGCACGUAUCAUGACCUGGACACGAGGACGCGGAGCCAGGGCGCUGACAGCCAGGUCAUCCACCUCGCCCAAGCCAGCUUUCAGCUGGAGGCCUUUGGCUCCAGAUUCAUCCUGGACCUGACAUUAAACAAUGACUUGCUGUCUUCAGAUUACGUGGAGAUCCACUAUGAAGAAGGCAAACCUGUUUUGUCAAAGGGUGGGGAGCACUGUUACUACCAUGGACAGCUGAGAGGGAUUCAGAAUUCCCGCGCAGCACUGUCCACAUGCAACGGCCUUCAUGGAAUGUUUGACGAUGGGCAAUAUGUGUACCUCAUUGAGCCUUUACAGCAGACUCAUUCGAUAGACUCAGCUGCUCGGCCACACAGCCUGCGCAGGUCGCACACGCUGCAGUGGGCCGAAGACCCAGACACUCUGACAGAAGAGGAGAUGUUGCUGUCCGAGCUCUCCGAGAUUUCUUGGCUGAAGCGCAGGAAAAAGCGUGCUAUGCCAAGAAAUGUUUUUGAAGAGAUGAAAUACCUGGAGAUCAUGAUAGUCAGCGACCACAACUUGUACAAGAGGCACAAGAGCAAGCAACACACCAAGAAUUUUGCCAAAUCAGUGGUGAAUUUUGUGGAUGCUGUCUAUAAGGAGCAUCUGCACACGCGUGUGGUUCUGGUCGCCGUGGAAAUCUGGACUGAUCAGGACCAUAUUCCUAUUAGUGUGAAGCCCCUUGAGAUGCUGCGUGACUUCUCCAAAUAUCGGCAGCACAGCAUCAAGCAGCACGCGGAUGCCGUGCACCUCUUCUCCAAUGUGACAUUUCACUAUCGCAGAAGCAGCGCUGCCUAUUUUGCAGGCGUGUGUUCUAUGACUCGAGGAGUAGGAGUCAACGAGUAUGGCACCACCUGGACAAUGGCCGCCGCCCUCUUGCAAAGCCUGGCCCAAAACCUGGGCAUCCAGUGGGACCCAGCCGCCAAAAGAAAAGAGUGUGGUUGUGUGGAGUCAUGGGUGGGCUGCAUCAUGGAGGACACUGGGGUGCAGCAUCCUCGCAAGUUCUCCAAGUGCAGCAUUUCUGACUACAAGGAGUUCCUGCUAAAGGGAGGGGGUUCUUGUCUCUUCAACCGACCCACCAAGCUCUUUGAGGCAACAGAGUGUGGGAAUGGGUACGUGGAGGUGGGAGAAGAGUGUGACUGUGGAGGCCGAGCGGUGAGUCCCUUCAUCGGCAGUCUCAUUAGCGUAAUACUACUUCAUUACUUCAGAAAGCACAUGUGUGUCCAUGUUUGUUCUGGUAUGCCUUUGUGGUUUGUAUGUAUGUGUGUUUUGCUGUGUGUUUCUCUUUUUCAGGAGUGCUAUAAGGAGUGCUGUAAGAAGUGCUCUCUCUCUAAUGGUGCUCACUGCAGUGAUGGCCCAUGCUGUAACACCACUUGCCUGUUCUACCCACGAGGAUACGGCUGUCGCUACGCUGUUAACGAUUGUGACAUUUCCGAAACGUGCACGGGAGACUCUGGGCAGUGCCCACCUAAUCUACAUAAGCAGGAUGGCUACUCCUGUCACCUCAACCAGGGUCGCUGCUAUAGUGGUGAAUGCAAAACAAGAGACAGUCAAUGCAGAUACAUCUGGGGCCCAAAAGCCUCAGCAUCUGAGAAGUUCUGUUAUGAGAAGCUGAACACCGAGGGGACAGAGAAGGGCAACUGUGGGAAGGAUGGAGAGAAAUGGAUCCAAUGCAGCAAGCAUGAUGUGUUUUGUGGGUAUCUCCUCUGUGCCAACAUUGGUCGGGACCCUCGUAUUGGCAUGAUGAAAGGUGACAUCACGCCCACCUCCUUCAACCACCAAGGCAGGCUGGUGGACUGCAGUGGUGGACAUGUCCUCCUGGAUGAUGAAACAGAUCUGGGAUACAUAGAGGAUGGGACACCAUGUGGGCCUUCCAUGAUGUGCCUUGACCGCAAGUGUCUGCCCAUCCAGUCCUUCAACAUGAGUGCCUGUCCUAGUGGCUCCCAUGGUCAGGUGUGCUCCGCCCAUGGGGUGUGCAAUAAUGAGGCAACUUGUACCUGUGAUGCUACCUGGGCAGGCACUGACUGCAGCAUGCCAGACCCCCCAAAGGAGCCCCCACCUAGUGAAGACGAAGGACCCAAGGGUCCUAGUGCCACCAACCUUAUAAUAGGCUCCAUUGCGGGGGCCAUCCUGGUGGCGGCCAUUGUGCUGGGGGGGACAGGAUGGGGCUUUAAAGCCGGACCCCCGGAUUGGCCUGCCAGCUGCCAUUGCUGCCUGCCUCACAGACCUGGUACAGACAUGGUGUGCUGCACUGCAUGCCCUGUCCACAGUGAUAGCAGUGUCCUCUGCUCGCCUGCUAUUGGACCAGAACAGCAAUAGCAAAGGCAUAUGCUUGCCUGCUAUUGGAUCAGAUGCAUGACAGACUGCUGGAUGCCCCACAGGAAGCCACAGUACGGGGAGGUUGUGCCAAAGCCCUUGGUGUUGUUGUCGUUGUGCCUAUUGUAAUGUGAUGUCCUCUUGCCCUUCCUUUCUAAAUUUUGUUAUGUUUUCCUGGGAAUGUUUGGCGUCUUUUCUGUUUAGAGUUGCAUUUGCAUACUAAAAAUCCCCUUUCCCCUUUUCCUCUUUUUAAAGAAAAAACGGUCCCAUAGAUUAGUGCUUCUCCUGCUUACAUCACACCAUCACUAGCAAGUAAUAUGUCACUCAAAAAGGAACUGUGUAAAAGUGCAUUCUGAGAAACUGAUUAAUUCCUCAGUUACCUCUUCUGGAUGCCAUCAUCUUAAAAGCAGAUAUGUAAUAUCAGUAAUGCCUGCACUGAGUGAUAAAAAAUUUAAAUGAACGUCUAAUAGACAUCCGAACACUGGCUCCUCAUAUUGUGAACAGUUGUGUCAUGAAUUUUUGAAUAUACGGUCUUCCCCCACCUUAUGAAGAUGAAUUCUCAUAAGUGAAAGACAUAAUCAUCUUUAGUUUCAGUGGUAAAAAUUUUUUGUGUUCCUGAGCACCAAAACCCACACCCAAUUAUGAUAUAGUAUCACCAAGUGGCACUCAAAUGGACACAAUUACAUUAGGAGUUAAUGCUAGUUGUCAUAACACCAAAAUAAAACACUUUACCUUACACUGUAUUACAGUUACACUGUAAUACUGUAUGUAUCGACCUACGCUCCAUCAGCUUUUAUAACCAUUAUGUUCCGUACGCAAACGCUUGGAAACAAAACAUAUCAUACUGAGCAACUGUGCAGUAAUUCAGCUUUUAACAGAACAGAGGAGUAAAAAGAAAUCAAUAACAGCAAUGCAAAUGAAUUCACACUGGCGAGUUAACGGUACCUCACAGCAGCUGAGCUGUGCGAUUUGACGUGGGCUCGAUUCCUGCUCGGUCUAUGUGAAGUCUGAAGUUUCUCCCCGUGUUCAGUUGGGUUUUCUCCCGAAGGCGUGUUUCUGCCAAAUUGGUGAUACUAAAUUGCUGGUAAUGUGUGCGGUUGUGUGUGUUUCAUUGCUGCGGCGUAGAGGUGGAAGAAUGAUUGUAGGGAAUUCAGUGUCGUGUGUCUAGUGUAAGCUACCUUUGAGUUACUUACUAGAUUGUUACUAGUAUCCUAGUAACUGGAAUGAAUACUAAAUAGUAAGUUACUAGUUAGGAUAGUAGAGAGAUUAACUACUAGUUAAUCAUUGUAAGUCACUUUGAAAGAAGUGUCUGCUGAAUAAGUAGGCGUAUUAAACUUAUUAAGUGAAAUUCUCCUAACUCAAAUGGACGUACGGUAUAUCGGCGUAUCUUGGACAAUGACUGUUUACUUUCAGUUGCAUUUUCUCAUCUUUUUUUUGUUGUAUUUCAGACUGUAGCAAAUGCAACUAGUAUCGUCCAGUCUGCCGAUAGAUGGCGGUAAAGCAAACAGGAGUGUGGCAUCACCUUAAUUCAAUGUGCUUCCACAGUGUUUACACCUUGUGUCUGGAAUUUGUGCAGCUGAUCAGUGACAAGAUGAUUAAUGCGGCACUUUUGGGGUGAAUCAAUCAACAGUUGACAUUAGAUUGAAUUUUUGUGCAUUUUCCUCUGAGAUUAAUACAUUUUUAUCUACAUCUAAAUAGGAUUUUGAGGAGACAGUGUAUGUUUAUGUCAUUUUGUAUUAAUUUAAUGUAGCUUGCAGUCAAUAAAUCAAAAGCAUUUUUAUUGCUAUAUCUAAGAGUUUUACAGAGUCUGACCCCCUGAAUAGCUCCAAUGACAUCAGUGUUAUUAACCUUUUAUUGACUGUGACUUAGUUGUUGAGGUGAAUUUUGGAGUUAUGAACAAUUUAGAUGAUUUCCAUUCCCAAUUGUGUUCACAAGUUGAGGAGCCAGUGUAAAGCGUCACAACCAGUGGACAGCUGGGGAUUAUAUAUACUCAGUUCUUUUGAGAAGUUAGUGGCAGCUGUGGUGCAGGGAGGAGGUGUGGGCUCUAAUCUGUGGAGAAUGCAACUAAAUCAACUGGCUGACCCUAACUCCUGUCUCUUUUUUCUCACUCAUAUCUUCCCACAACAAGAAAUGUCAAGAAGCGCAGGUAUGACCCCAAUGCCAGUGCCAUCUAAAAGAAGAUGGGAGACAGCCAGUGAAAGGAUUUUCUUU
Molecule: messenger RNA, 5027 nt
Organism: Scleropages formosus (Asian bonytongue)
Lineage: Eukaryota; Metazoa; Chordata; Actinopteri; Osteoglossiformes; Osteoglossidae
Product: disintegrin and metalloproteinase domain-containing protein 23-like
Exons: 25
Coding region: 246-2819 (857 amino acids)
Biological process (GO): proteolysis
Cellular component (GO): presynaptic membrane
Molecular function (GO): metalloendopeptidase activity
Source: RefSeq, a predicted model, not a curated record